CUGGAUAGUUACAUGCCUGGCUGCAUAAAAUAUAACAUAAUAUAAUGUUGAUAAAGAAUAGUAGAUGUGGUUUGGUAUCCCGCGCCAUGAUCAUGUAUCAGCUGGUACUAACAACAACAAUAAUAAUAAUGUUGGUGAUGGGAUCAGCCACAGCGGACCAAGGUGGAGGGUGCUGCCCCGUUAACAGUAGCAGUAACAGUACCACUGCUAGUCAUGCAAUUGGUAAUGCGUCCGCCGGGCAGCAGCAGCUGGGCGGCCAAGACAACAACGACGAUGGUGCGGCGCAGGCUUCAGCACUCUUCGUAUUUGGUGACUCCUUAGUGGACAACGGGAACAACAAUUUCCUCAACUCCAUCGCCAAAUCAAACUACUACCCUUACGGUGUGGAUUCCAAUGCUGGCCCAACCGGCCGAUUUUCCAAUGGAAAUACCUUUGUCGAUUACCUCGGAGCCUGGUUGGGCCUCCCAGCCCCUCCUGCAUUUGCAGAUCCCUCCACCACUGGACCUCGGAUUCUCGGAGGAGUUAAUUAUGCUUCCGCAGCUGCUGGAAUCCUGGACGAAACUGGCCAGCACUAUGGGCAGAGGUACUCGCUGAGCCAGCAGGUAAUCAACUUCGAGACCACGGUGGGCGAGCUGAGGGCUGUGCUGGGGGGGCAGGCCAGCCUGAGCAAGCACCUCUCGAGAUCCAUAGCGCUCCUGGUCUUCGGGAGCAACGACUACAUCAACAACUACCUGAUGCCCGCCAUGUACCCCUCCAGCUUCGACUACAGCCCCUCCCAGUUCGCCAACCUCCUCCUCACGCACUACGCCCGCCAGCUCACCGCCCUCUACAGCGUCGGCCUCCGCAAGUUCGUGGUGGCGGCAGUGGGCCCCCUGGGAUGCAUCCCCAACCAGCUGUCCACGGGGCAGGCCCCCCCCGGCAGGUGCGUCGACUUCGUCAACCAAAUACUGGGCGCCUUCAACCAGGGGCUGCAGUCGCUGGUGGACAGGAUGAACAACGGGAGCCACCCGGGAUCCAUGUUCGUGUACGGCAACACCUACAGCGCCAUGGGCAGCAUACUGAACAACCCGGAGCGGUACGGGUUCAGGGUGGUGGACCGGGGGUGCUGCGGGAUAGGCAGGAACCAGGGUCAGAUCACGUGCAUGCCAUGGACUCCGCCAUGCCCCAACCGGAACGAGUAUGUCUUUUGGGACGCCUUCCACCCCACCCAGGCUGUGGAUGCCAUCCUGGCUCACAGGGCCUACGCCGGCCCUCCUUCUGACUGCCACCCCAUCAACGUCCAGCAGUUGGCCCUCAUUACUUUCUCCUAGUCCGAGCGAGCCCUACCUAAAUUUGUUCGACUCCACUCCACUGCCAAAUGCCAAAUGCCAAUCAUAAUUAUAUCAAUAAUCAUGUCGUCCUUAACAUGCAUGCUUGCCUUGCCAUUAAUAUACAUGGAAUUUGAAAGUCGACUGUACGUAUGCAGUACUAUUACUACUACUACUAUAUAUAUAUAUAAUACAUAUAUAUGUUUGGAUGAUUAGAUUUUGAUUUGAUUUGAUUUGAUCGGUAAGAAUGAAUCUUACGGAACGACACACACACUUAAAAAAACAAGCUAAGCAUUAGCUCA
Messenger RNA from Andrographis paniculata, 1609 nucleotides. RefSeq names its product GDSL esterase/lipase At1g71250. The record is from RefSeq and is a predicted model, not a curated record. The transcript is spliced from 2 exons. Gene Ontology annotation, molecular function: hydrolase activity, acting on ester bonds. Lineage: Eukaryota; Viridiplantae; Streptophyta; Magnoliopsida; Lamiales; Acanthaceae. The coding region runs from base 45 to 1310 and encodes 421 amino acids.